Rhinocladiella mackenziei CBS 650.93 is the source of this 786-nucleotide messenger RNA. RefSeq lists its product as uncharacterized. Lineage: Eukaryota; Fungi; Ascomycota; Eurotiomycetes; Chaetothyriales; Herpotrichiellaceae. The record is from RefSeq and is a predicted model, not a curated record. Bases 1 to 786 code for a protein of 261 amino acids. The transcript has a single exon.
AUGACUUUUUGGUGGGAUGCGAUGUGCCCGAGUAUAGUGAAGGCCUUUGAAGUUUUGGAAAACCCUUCAGUACCCCCAUCUACCGUCGAAUUGCAGAACGUACCCAUAAAGACCAUGGAUGUUAGCCCUUGGGAUACGGGUUUUGAUACCACCGUACCUCUACCGGGUAUUUCAACUGUGACACCAAGGUACAACCAGCAAGAAACACUCAGCGAAUACUCCAGCGCUCAAGAAUUUAAGUCUCCGUCCACGUUCUCUAUCGGUCCAGCAGCUGAAAUCUACUUCAGCCCUGGUUGUGAGGUUGCCAGCCUUCAUUUCCCUGUGGCACCUUCGCAGGGACUUAUGAACUUCUCAUCUUCUUUGGUCGAGUACUAUUUCAAAGUCACGGCAGGACUCUUUUCCUGUUAUGACAGCAGUAUGAACCCAUUCCACACCACUGUCGGCCACCUCUGGACGCUGUCUCCUGCCUUGCACCGCACUUUGCAAAGCAUGGCUUCUGCAUGCCUCGUCGAUGAGCACCCUUUUUUCAGAAAACUCUCCAACCGGCUUCGGCGAGAAGCAAUCUCGAUGAUCUGCAGGGCUCCAGCACAGGAUGAGAAGUCACCCCUAGCACUUCUCAUGAUUGGACAGAGCUCCAGUUGGUUGCCUAGUCCGCCGGGAACGAUUACGAGCACGUUCAACAUCCCUUCCCCUGGAGUACUCCAUCAAUCAAUCCCUGUCAUCAUUCCAGCUCGCACAGCAUCUCGAAUCGCGAUUGGAAAGCCUAGCCGGCAUUUCCGAAUCUGA